AUGGAUCUACCCUUGGAAAUCCUCUUCAUGAUCGUCGAGGCAGCAGCUACACCCCUGGACGACAUCACACCGCUCGACCAGAAGUCCCUGUCGGCACCAAAGUCCCUGUCCAUGGCAAACAAGGCCUUCCGUCAGAUCUGCCUGGCGGCCACACUGCACCACAUCCGAAUGUGGAAGAAGGAGGCCAACUUAGCCGAUCAUCUCCGUCGCAUCUACCUUGAGGGGUCAGACAUCCUCCCCUUUGCGACUUCUCUCUCCAUCAGAAGCAUCGGCCCAGUGCAAGAGAUCCCAGCCGGUGCGCGGCGGCAUGCCGCCCAGCAAAUGCCUGAUUUCAUCGAGAACCUCUCGCUCGUCAUGUCAGUGAUGCCGUGUCUCAGCGAGAUUCGCUUCGUGGCGGACAACGGCAAGUACACCAUGGAACCCGUCUGGCGGAAGCUUUUCAACCCGCGCUUCCGCAGGUUUCCCACCGUCAAGUCGCUUUACCUGCGCACGGCGAGCAGCAUGGCCAGCAUCUUCAAAUGCUUCCCGAAUCUUGAGGCCCUCAACUUCAACCUGCAUGGGAACAUGUCCCAAGCGCCUGGGAAGACGCUUUCGCCGGAGUUGAAGGUGCUGAAGCAGGGAGAUCUGUCGAUCCGGAGCCUGGCCAUCCUCAAGACGGCUCAAGCGGGGUGGAACGAGGAAGACAUCAAAUUUAUCCUCGGUUUAUUUCCCCGCGUCCAGCGCCUGUUCCUGCAAGGCUGCAUCUGCUCAUCCCUCCACGGCGACAGACUCGGCCCGCAUACACCCAGCGACUUCCAGAACCUGGCCAACCUCUUCAAGCGGCAUCGCAACCUCCGCCACCUCGCCCUGACAGACGAGAUCUACUGGGUGGCCCACAAGAGCUACAGCAUGCACUACAAGGUUGCGCUCUCCGACCCGUCCAAGCGCUGGAAGACCAUGGCCACGGCCAUGUUCAACACCCUGCCCAACCUGGACGAGCUCUGCCUCGCCCGCCAGGUCGACUUCAAGGGUCGCGUGUUCCGUCGCGGAGCUCCCCGUCCGAACCCAGCUCCGCCGACGAUUCCCGCUACAUGUACACAAACCGGACGUGCCAUCGCCAUCGCCGUCGCCACCUCUGUUGCGGAGAGUAAUGCCAACCCCGGCCCCCAAGACCACGACAGGGAAAAACCCAUCGUCCUCCGCACCUACGUCGACAAGCGCAACCCAGACUACGCCCUCGCCUUCCCCUAUGACCCCAGCCCGCGCCUCAUUUUCCCACCGGCCCGCUGGACGGGUACUCGUUGCGUGUGGUGGCCCAUCAACGGGCAGGUUCCUGUUGAGCCUGACCAGUUUGGCGAGCCUGACGAGCCGGCGGGUUUUGUCUCGUUCACUUCCGCGGCGCCUGAGCUUGCUGUUGGGAGGGGUGGGGCUGCUGCUGGAGGUGGUGGGCAAAGGGACCAGCCGGCGUGGAUCAACUAUCAGCAAAUGAUCAAAGAUCACUGCGAAACGGGCGUUUGGGACGUUGAGUGGCUGCGGGUUGUGAGGCCCAGAGCACGUGCAGAGAGCCACCUCAGGGAGGACUGA
Molecule: messenger RNA, 1563 nt
Organism: Parathielavia appendiculata
Lineage: Eukaryota; Fungi; Ascomycota; Sordariomycetes; Sordariales; Chaetomiaceae
Exons: 5
Coding region: 1-1563 (520 amino acids)
Source: RefSeq, a predicted model, not a curated record